Messenger RNA from Stylophora pistillata, 2520 nucleotides. Its product is annotated as extracellular calcium-sensing receptor. The record is from RefSeq and is a predicted model, not a curated record. NCBI's taxonomy places the organism in Eukaryota, Metazoa, Cnidaria, Anthozoa, Scleractinia, Pocilloporidae. Gene Ontology annotation, biological process: G protein-coupled receptor signaling pathway. Gene Ontology annotation, molecular function: G protein-coupled receptor activity. Gene Ontology annotation, cellular component: membrane.
AUGAGCUCCUCGCUUUACCAGGUGUUAAUUUUUUUCUUCUUUUAUACUGCCGCUCGUGCUCCUUACAGAGAAGGUGAUAUUAUGUUAGGCGGACUUUUCAAUGUACACCAGCAGCCAGAAAAUCCAGGGAGCCAAUGUGGUGAGAUAAAUUUAAGAGGACUUGGUCGCACGCAGGCCAUGAUCUUUGCCAUCGAACGAAUAAACAAUAGCACAAGUCUUCUUUCAAACUUUUCCCUGGGGUAUGACAUAAGGGACUAUUGCGAAAACGUCUCAAAAGCUGCAGAACUCGUUUACAAACUUCUAACCGUCGAUUCUUGCGUCAAGUUCAAACAAAAUAACACCGGAAAGAAUGCAAUUAUUUCCUUGGUAGGCCCAGAUGAAUCUCGCACAGCAAUGGUCAUCGGUGGAUUUCUCCAGAUGCUCAAUUUUUCGAGCAUAAGCGGAACAACAACUAGUGCUGAACUUAGUUCACCUACCUAUAACCAUUUACAUCGAACAGCGCCUUCGGAUACUUUUCUUGCAACUGCGAUGGUUGACUUGGUUACACAUUUCAACUGGAGCUAUAUUGCCAUCGUUGGACUAGAUGAUUCGUAUGGACGAAAUGGAGUAUGGGCAGUGGUUAGCGAAAGUACGUCAAGAAAAGAUUCGUUCUGUAUUGCUCUGACGGAAUUUAUACGGCCAGAAAGUCUGAAUCUCAGUAGUUUCAAUAUAGUUAAAAAGCUAAAACAGAUGCAAAAUAUCAAAGUUGUGAUCUUAUGGUUAUACGAGUAUUUCCAAAGGAACUUUUUCGCAGAGGUACAUAGGCAAAACCUAACUGGACGUGUAUGGAUUUUAAGUGCAGAUUUUUUCCGAUACAAAUAUCAAAGAAAGGAUAUCCUCGAGAGUUCCAUAGCGUUUCAACACCACAAUUUUGGCAACUUUGGAUUCAAAGAACAUUUAAAGGAUAUUUUGGUCAAGAAGCGCAACAACAAAAGUUUUUCUGAGUGGAGCGAUGGUGCCAACGAAAUAUGGCAUACUUUGGCGAGCAAGAAGUGCGUUAACGGCCAAAUUGAACAGUGCUCAGAAGACUUGAUUGAAGAAAUCUAUAGCUCCUAUAUUCCAUAUACAAUCGACGCUGUAUAUGCCCUGGCUCAUGCAAUAAAUAUAUCAACUCGUGACUUUAGCAGGAACAAUUUUAACACCAAUCCCGAUAAAUCGCCUGCAGUGAAUGAUUUUGACUUGCAGAAGCUCCUUCGAAGAGUCAAUUUUGAUGGACUAACAGGGAAAAUCAAAUUCGAUCGAUUUGGUGACAGAGGCUCAGCGCAUUAUGACAUUGUCAUCUUUAAAGACGUACACAAGGAAAAUGUGAAAAGCUUUAAAAAGGUACUGGUAGGAGAAUGGGAAAGCUCUAUUGAAAAUAAAACGGCGUUGAUUUUUCACGAAGACCUGCAUUGGAACACUCCAUCUGGUCGCCCUCCAAUAUCUGAAUGUUCGGAACUGUGUCCUCCCGGAACAAGGCAAUCUGCUACGUCACCUUGUUGUUGGCAGUGCUUUCCGUGUCUUGGUGGAACCAUCAGUCCAUCCGCUGGUUCUAAAACUUGCACAGAAUGCCCCAAUGGAACAAUGUCGAACCAGGCUAAAACAGAGUGCGUCGCUUUACCUUCCGCCAACAUAAAUUAUGAUACUGCAAGUGGAAUUUUAAUUCUUGCGUUUGCCGCGCUCGGUGUAGUCGUUACAAUACUUUGUCUUUUUGCCCUAUCGAGAUUCUGGAAUAGCCCCAUCAUCAAGGCUUCCAAUCGAGAACUAAGUCUUGUUCUUUUACUAACAAUUCUGUCAUUGUUAUCUCUGGCAGUCAUUAAUGUCUUUAAAACCACAGAUGCAAUUUGUAAAGUCAUUUACCCUCUACGUUACGUGACCUAUAGCCUCUGUCUCUCUGUGGUAUUGGUUAAGGUGUUGCUUAUUUCCAGUGCUUUCCAGACUCCCAUCGUGGACAGUUUGAUAAUCAAUUCUCUUCCCAAAAAAGCACAAGUUGCGAUUGUUAUAGCUUUCCUAGUCCCAUUAUUGGCUGUGUUGCUACCAUGGUUGCUUCUGGAUCCACCCUACAACAUGCAACAUAUCAAUCCGAAACGUUACACCUUUAACGAGUGCAAGGCAUACUCCAGUUUAGUUGGUAAGUCUCUAUUUUUGACAACAUGUCUUUAUGUCCUCGUCCAAAUGCUUCUGUCUUCGUUCUGCGCCUUAAAGGUUAGGAAAUUUCCUGAAAAUUUUAGCGAGGCAAAACGAAUCGCUUUUUCGAUGUACAUAUUCUUUGUCUCUUUCCUAUCUUAUCACCCAGUAGAGUUUUCGAUUGAUGGAUGGUAUGUAACUGUUGUGGAUUGUGUAACAACACUAUUGAGUGCGUAUGGUUUCCUUUGUUGCAUAUUUUUGCCCAAAAUAGGCAUUCUACUUUUCAGGCCAGAGGUGAAUGAUUUGAGUCAUUUAAGAGCAGAAGUCACCCAGUUUUCGUUUGGAUCAAGCGGCGUGCGCGUUAACUCUGGAUAG